AUGUCUACGAAUUAUGUAUCCGACUUGUGUCUCUCCGACUUGUGUCUUCGACUUGUGUCUCUCCGACUUGUGUCUCUCCGACUUGUGUCUUCGACUUGUGUCUCUCCGACUUGUGUCUCUCCGACUUGUGUCUCUCCGACUUGUGUCUCUCCGACUUGUGUCUCUCCGACUUGUGUCUUCGACUUGUGUCUCUCCGACUUGUGUCUCUCCGACUUGUGUCUCUCCGACUUGUGUCUCUCCGACUUGUGUCGCUCCGACUUGUGUCUCUCCGACUUGUGUCUCUCCGACUUGUGUCUCUCCGACUUGUGUCUCUCCGACUUGUGUCUCUCCGACUUGUGUCUCUCCGAUAUGUGUCUCUCCGACUUGUGUCUCUCCGACUUGUGUCUCUCCGACUUGUGUCUCUCCGAUUUGUGUCUCUCCGACUUGUGUCUCUCCGACUUGUGUCUCUCCGACUUGUGUCUCUCCGACUUGUGUCUCUCCGACUUGUGUCUCUCCGACUUGUGUCUCUCCGACUUGUGUCUCUCCGACUUGUGUCUCCCCGACUUGUGUCUCCCCGACUUGUGUCUCUCCGACUUGUGUCUCUCCGACUUGUGUCUCUCCGACUUGUGUCUCUCCGACUUGUGUCUCUCCGACUUGUGUCUCUCCGACUUGUGUCUCUCCGACUUGUGUCUCUCCGACUUGUGUCUCUCCGACUUGUGUCUCUCCGACUUGUGUCUCUCCGACUUGUGUCUCUCCGACUUGUGUCUCUCCGACUUGUGUCUCUCCGACUUGUGUCUCUCCGACUUGUGUCUCCCCGACUUGUGUCUCCGACUUGUGUCUUCGACUUGUGUCUCUGACUUGUGUCGCUGA
Stomoxys calcitrans (stable fly) is the source of this 849-nucleotide messenger RNA. RefSeq names its product keratin-associated protein 10-4-like. Bases 1 to 849 code for a protein of 282 amino acids. Gene Ontology annotation, cellular component: very-low-density lipoprotein particle; mature chylomicron; low-density lipoprotein particle. The record is from RefSeq and is a predicted model, not a curated record. Lineage: Eukaryota; Metazoa; Arthropoda; Insecta; Diptera; Muscidae. Gene Ontology annotation, molecular function: low-density lipoprotein particle receptor binding; cholesterol transfer activity. The transcript has a single exon. Gene Ontology annotation, biological process: lipoprotein transport; cholesterol transport; cholesterol homeostasis.